Zophobas morio is the source of this 721-nucleotide messenger RNA. RefSeq lists its product as uncharacterized. The record is from RefSeq and is a predicted model, not a curated record. Bases 30 to 719 code for a protein of 229 amino acids. NCBI's taxonomy places the organism in Eukaryota, Metazoa, Arthropoda, Insecta, Coleoptera, Tenebrionidae. The transcript has 3 exons.
UUUUGGCAGUAAGGAGUCAAAAUUUUGCGAUGAUGGCACAUUUUUGUUUCGGAGACAACAAAAGACUGGGGAGGGCAUUACCCCAACAUAAAUUAAUGCAGAAUUUGCUGCUUAGUGAUUGCAGGAUGAAGAAACAGGCAAAAAUUACCACUGGUACGCAGACCGAUUGCAGAUUGGACAACGUGAAGAACUGCUGUUGCGGUCAAAUACAAACCCAAGAAAAACAGAAUCGGGAAAAUGGUCACCGGCAACGACGUCAGGAAAAACCGAACGACCAAAAACGAAACCAAGAUAACUGUAAUCGGAAUUUUGUCAAAAGUUCAGUGAAAAAAUUGAAUGAGGAAGUGGAAAAAAGAAAAUUAAAUCAACAGUAUCAGGAUCUGCUAGCGAGUAUUAGGGAGAGGGUUCUUUUGAAGAAGACGGAUAGUAAAGACAGUUGUUGCUGUUCCUGUUCUGACACCUGGAGCGAUAACAGCGCUGGAGACGGAGACAUCAUCUACUUUCCUAAGGAGACUCGAAACGCAAUGUCCACGUUAUUGUCGGAAGAAAGGCACCGGCGCCCCCCUAUGAAGCCCACAACUAAACCAGCAAAAUCAUGUGCAUGGCCUGGUGUAGCUGAAAGAAUGGAUCAUGACGAAGAGAAAAGAUUAAUAAAUGCUGAUGAGAUUGUUGCAAAGAUAACGUCUAAACUUUCUAAAAAUAAAUUAGAUAUAAAUUAAAA